Molecule: messenger RNA, 6859 nt
Organism: Rhineura floridana
Lineage: Eukaryota; Metazoa; Chordata; Lepidosauria; Squamata; Rhineuridae
Gene: LMNTD2
Product: lamin tail domain containing 2
Exons: 15
Coding region: 126-2051 (641 amino acids)
Biological process (GO): chromatin organization
Cellular component (GO): lamin filament
Molecular function (GO): structural constituent of chromatin
Source: RefSeq, a predicted model, not a curated record
AAAACAAAAUGGUGGUUUCACAACCCCCCCUGGUUUAUCUGAAAAUCUCAUAAAUUGGGGAAAGAAGUACCAGCAUUAAAUUUAAGCCUGUGGAAGAAAAUGAAAAAGAAAUAGACACAGAUGCCAUGAACAGCCAGUUCAUGGGGGGAACAAAGAGAGAACAUUCUGUCAUCACCAGACUUAGUGUGAUGUUCAACCCUAGGACUGACAAUGAAAGAGAUGACAGCUCCAGCCCUUCACCACCUGUUAUAGAACCCCUGAAGGAAUCCACUUCUCUGCAGCAGAACCCUGACUUGAUGGAAAAUCCACGUACGCUGCUCAUGGUGCUGCAUCAGAGGGAUCUAGAAAUCAAGGGGCUAAAAAAUACUACCCAGAGGGAUAAAUCUGACCGACUUGGCUGUAUUUUGCGGGAGCUUGUGAAGACAAAGCAGAAAUUGCCACCAAAGAGAAGCCCAAAGGAAGAAGCCCUUAAAACAGAAGUUAACCAACUGAAUGCUGAACUGAGGACUAUCAAAGAGCAGCACGACAAGGAGAUAAAACUGCUGGAAGAUAAACUCGUAAAGUCAAAAUUACACAUCAUGUGCUUGCAGGACACAGUGAAAACCCUGUCAGGAAAGACAGAUGAUGAAAGAGACAGCGAGUCCAGCAUUCCUCUGGAUGAAGGGGCAAAAUUAGCAUGCGAGUGCUUUGAGCUCUGGUCAGAGACAGGAAGCAAGAUAACAACAGAUACAAGUGAUCUACGGCUUCGGAGAAUUCCAAAGCACACUAGCUUUGCUGAUGCCUUUAAUAAGUUUGGAAGUGCCGUAUUGUCUGAAGAGGAAAAAGAUGACAUAAUCGCUAAAUUAGAAACAGCUGCUGUUAAAGCACACAUGGAGGGAAGUUCACAGGAAAGUUCAACUUCUGAACAAUCAUCAUUGGUUGUCUUCACCUCUCAGAAAUCGGAUCUCACUUCAGUGCAUGAGACCAAAAUGAUAGAAUCUUCUUCCUACAGUUUGCCAUCAUCACUGGAGAAAACCCAAGUGGGAAAAUUUCGUUCCCUGGAUCCUUGGAGCCUUGCACAGUCUGGUCUUACUCUUGGACGGCUCUCAGAUGAAGAAACACACACCCGCUUUAUGUCCUGCCCCUUCACAGAAGAACGCAGAAGAUGCCAUGCUGGCUCAGGACCUCUAAGGAUUGUCAGUGUACAUCGUAAGGGCAAAUUUGUCCGAGUCUUCAAUACUUUGUUGAACAAGGAAGUAGAUCUAAGUGGCUACAUCAUCCAGCAGUGGGUUAGAGGGUACCCUGUGUCUAUCUACCGUUUCCCGAAUGGCACAAUUCUGCCUGCACAGCACCACAUCACUGUGUGGGCUGCAGGGGCCAACCUUGCUCAUGAGCGACCUUCAAACAUGCCAUCAGGCCUGCAGAAUUUUUUCAAAACAGGCCCAGAAUGCACGACCAUCCUCUGUGACUCCAGUGGCCAGACUAUGUCACAAUACAGAACUUCUCAUCAAUUAACGGCAGCUGCAGAGGCCUACAAUGACAACGUGGACCUUUCAGUGGACAAGUUUCCACUCAAUGAAGAUGAGGAAACUUUUGAGUCCUUGCCCUCAAGGCCUGACGUAGCUUUGUUCCAACGCAAUCGCAGCAAAGAUGUGGCUAGCCUUUCAGGCAUCUUGGUAAAGAGAAGGUACACAAGACACUUUUCUAUUGAUUCUUUACAAAGUAGCAAAAUACUGAAUAGCCGUAGCAAAGGAAUCAUGAGGAAAGACAGUGACACAAGCAGCCAAUCUUCCAGUUUAUAUUCAUGUUCCUCAAAAACUUUACCUCCACUUUUAGCAGUCAAUGAGAGCAGUUCUUCAACCACCGGAGAAGAUAGUCUUGCAUUUCAGACAUGGCAGCCCCUAAAUGUGGACCCAGAAGCUAGAGAAUUCAAGACUACGCUGGAUACUACACUUCCCAUGGUGUCUUUGAUAGGACAGAAGAGUGCUCGCUCAAAAUAUGGAUUCAAGCAUAUGACUUAUGUGCCCACCACCACAGAUCUGCAUCUAAGGCGGUAUUGUCCUGCUAGAUGACAUACUGAUGAACAGUGGCAAAGAAGGUUUGCAUGGCUUCUUUAAAUACACAGGACUCUGCAAUUUGUCUGGCAGGCACCUUUGCUUUUAUUACUUGCCCUUCCAAUUUUGAUGCAAUUCAUGGUGCCAGCUUAACUGUUUUGAAAGGUGUAAGGCACCACACUAAAACAUGAGGGGGAAAAGGGCUCUAAGGAGGCAGGGAGGAGGAGGAGUACAGGGACACAUUGUGAAUGGGCUCUUGAUCAACAUAGACUAUUAGCUAGCUGAGAUGUUAACUGUUAAUGUGCUAGCCUUGACAAUGCCAUUCCUUUUGUAGACAAAUGGGGACUAGGCAAAUAAUUCGGCAUUUAGGGCAAGCUAGGCUUCUUUGGAAACAAAUAAUUGUCCCUGUCACAUAGGCAAUGUGCAAACAUUUAAAGGGAACUGAAAGCACAUGACUUCCUCCAAAGAAUAAUGGGAACUGUAGUUUGUUAAGGGCAUUCGGAAUUGUAGCUCUGUGAGGGGUAAACUACAGUUUUCAGGAUUCUGAGGGGAAAGCAAUGGUCUUUAUAUAUAUGGUGUGUUUGCAGACAUAGAAAGAAGGGGCAAUAUGGGUGAGGAAUGCUAAACCCUUCCAGUGCCCCACUUAUGGCUUAUCUCCAGGAGAUCCUCUCCUGGAACACUUUUUCUCCUCAGCAGAGCUCUAAUAUUGGAAGUGAGCUCAACUGAGAAAAAGAUGUUGCUGGAACAUAAGUCAAGUGUGUGGAAUGGUUUGGCACUUCUCACUCAGAAGCCUUUUUUUAUUGGAUGCGCAAGUUUGCUCUAUUUGCUUGGGUAGUUUCGUGUCCAAAACACAGAAUUCGUACCAUCACAUCCAGUUUUACUUGGGAAUACUGCAUGUCAGACCUGUUAAUCUGCCCAUACCAAGGGUAGCCAAUGUGGUGCCUGCCAGAUGUUGCUGAACUACAGUGCCCACCAUCCCUUAACGCUGGUCAUUCUGACUGAAGCAGAUGAGAGCCAACAGUAUCGGGAGGGCACCAUGUUGGCUACCCCUGUACUAUCACUAUUUACAUAAAAAGGCAGAAUUUUAAUUAUGACUGCAAAGCGAGAGACUAGUGAGAAGGAAGCUGGCUUAAACAGUGCAUAUGUUGUUCAGGCCAAUUUUUCCACAUUCCCUGGGAACUACCAUUCUAUGAAUUGUGAUAUUACUCCCCCCUAUGGUCCUCAUACUCCAUUUACUGCAGAAAUAAAUGACUUCCCUUUCUCCUAUGGCAAGGGAAGAAGGCACGGCUUCUUGCAAUCGGAAUGGUCCAAAGCUUCUUAUAUUCUUUAAAUGUUUUGGCUUCAUUAUGUCAGAAUGAGCUGAAGAUUUGGAGUCAACGUUCUUGGUUUCAUUCUUGGUUCUGUACUGUACCCUCCAUUAUAUAUCUCAACAGUGUGACUAGAAAGAAAUGGCCUCUAACUUAGGGACGCGGCAUCAUUCAUGUAUUAUAGUGUUCCAGAAAAUAUUUUGCAACAUUAAUUUAAACAAUUACAGUACUUGGUUUCAAAAUAGUCACAAUAAUUGUCCAAAUAUACCUGUCCUGUCAGUUCAUACACAGCUUUGGUUUUACUUGCAAGCAGUCCCAAUUGCCGCUAGGACUUGUAUGGACAAAGAUAUUGUGUGGAUUUGGCCAUUGCAUAAGCAGACAGAAGCAAUCCUCAUGAAUGUGGUAGCAUUUUUGCAGCUGACAGAAUCACAAGGAUUACUGCUGCUAAUGUCUGUAUAUACCUAGUUCAUAUGAUGACUUUACCCAUAGGACUGCAUCACUAGACUUAGAUGAGAUGGUGUGCAUGGACAAGAGUUCAGUUGUGCAAACCAGCUCAGAUCAUUUCAUAUCGUAGCCUAAUGCAGAAUAAACGUUUUUAAAAGUAGGGUAAGCUCCCUACAACGGUUGUCUUUGAAUACAUAUAAAAAUACAUUUUUCUAUAUUGAUCUAAAACUGAUCUAGAAAACAAAAGUUACAGAAAAGGUGAUUGCAAAUCCAUUUGUGGUGAAAAGGCAUGAAAAAAUGAGGUAAAAUAAGGAAUUGGAGAGAACCAUCCCCAACCACUGCAAAGAUAUAUGCAAUGGACAUCUGGCUUGGAGAAAACACAACCCACCCAUUCAGGUGUAACUGCAUGACAGCAUUCUGGAUGAGUGUCUGGAGUUUCUUCCAAGCACAAAUAAAACAAAAUGACACAUUCAGUCCCUCCCAGACUCCCUCUGAAUGACUGAGUUAUUCCCUGCUUAAAAAAAAAAAGUAAUUUCAAGCAAGACGGAACUGUCCUGCUCAAGGAACACAAAAAGCACACUCCGUUCCAGUCUACACAGCUUUCCCAGUCUGUUGUGUAAUUUCACCAGUGGGACUGCAUCCCUUUGACAGCUGGCUGACACAUGGAAAUAGCUGCAGCUGGUUACCUGAAGGAUUGUUGAAGGAUCAUCUGUACCUUCCUCCCAUUGAAUGAGGCAAAGGGGCCAUCCUCACUCAGGAGGCCAGCCAUACAGGUGCUCUAAACAUCAGGUAUAUAGUCAAUGGAAGGGGCUGUGGUGGCACAAGCCCUCACUCCUUUCCUUAUGAAAGCUGCUAAAAUUGUUGAUUGGGGAAUUGCAGAUUCUCUCUUCACAAGUUUUGUUUGAAGUAAAUCAAGUUGUUUCUUUAAACUGCUUUGCUUACCUACGGGCACUGUUGUGUUCAGUGAUCAGGAUGAGUCAGAGAAGCCAGCCUAUGUUGUUCAUAGGAAGAUGGGAAAUACAGAAAGCAGCUGAAGGAUUCUGUGACUUGGCAGCACCAUAUGCACAGCUGCUGAGGGCAUUUCCUAUAAUUUGGGACUUCUGCUUUGAGCUGCCGUUGAGAUAUGUGGCCUGUUUGGCAAGCUCUGCAGGGCAGCCUUGGCAGUCAGAGGGCGGGCCCUGUUCAGCACUGCAAGUCCCUCUGGCACGUUUGUGCAGGAGCGAACAAGAGGUUGAUGAGAGUUGAUCGUCUUGUGGACGUUUCUGUCUGCAAAGGCUCUGAAGAGAAGAAACACCACAGUACAGCAAGUUGGCACAAAUAUGUUUGAAAGACUGUGCUGGCAUUCUGCAUUCACUUAAACCCCCUGUGCCGGAUACAGCAAAGAGAAAUAAAACCUGUUCUGUACAACUAGACAGCCCCACCCACCCAUUAGCAUGGAGAACAUGACACAGCUCAACUAUAGCACAUAGAAUAUACAGCAGUACAUAGUGUGCAGUUUGUGGGUACUCCUGGAUCCAUGACUGCCACUAGAGGCACAAGAGGCCUUGAUGGUGCAGAGUGCCUUCUGUCAGCUUUGGCUGGUGGCCCACCUGCAACACUACCUGGACAGGAAUAGCCUAGCUUCUGUUGUCUAUGCUCUGGUAACCUGUAGGCUAGAUUACUGCAAUGUGUUAUACAUGGGGCUGCCUUUGAAGAGAGUUUGGAAACUGCAGCUAGUGCAGAAUUCAGCAGCCAGGUAACCAACUGGGAGCAGAAGGUCUGAACAUAUAACACAGACCCUGGCCCUACUGCAUUGGUUGCUGAUUAGUUUCUGUGCUCAGUUUUGAUCUAUAAACUCUUAUGUGGCUCAGGACUGCAAUACCUUAGGGACUGCCUCUCCUCACAUGAACCCACCUGGAUGCUGCCUUUAUUUUCUGAGGCCCUUCUUUGUGUGCCCCCUCCAAGGAAGGUGUGGAGGGUGGCAACAUGAGAAUGGGCCUUUUCAGUGGUGGCUCCCUAACGGUGGAAUGUUCUCCCUAAAGAGAUGCACCUGGCACCAUCAUUAUCAACUUUCAGGCACCAGGCAAAGACAUUCUUGCUUACCCUGGCAUUUGGUUCUUAAAUGGGAUCAUAUGGUAUGAUGAUACCAUAGCCUCUUUUUUUUGGUGUUCGUCUUUUAAUGGGGUGGAAUAGGUAGAAUUCAUCCUUUUAUAGUAUUGCAGGAUGAGCACUUUUAGUAAAUAUUUUUGAUGAUGUUGUAAAUCUUUGUAUUUGUAUGUUUUUUACAACUGUAAGUCACUUUGAGAUUUUAUGUAAAUGAUAAAUUUAAUAAUAGUAAUAGUAAUAGUAGUAGUAGUAAUAAUAGUAAUAGUAAUAAUAAUAAUAAUAGAGAACAGACUUAGACUGAGUGCAUAUGAUUCCUUUGAAGACCAUUAAGUCAUACAGUGAAUACCCCUUUAUGUGGCAGAGCUGUCAAUGGGUGAGAGUGCUGAAACACUGAAAACAGGAGGAAGGGCUUUCAGCACAAUGGGCAAUGUCUAAGGCAGCCUUGGCCAACCUGGUAUCCACAUAUUUUGGAUUACAACCCCCAUCAGCCCCAGUCAGCACAACUGAAUUGUCCUCCAAAAUAUCUGAAUAGCACCAGGCUGGUGAAGGCUGGUCUAAGAAAACAGAUGUCAAGAGUCCAGGCUGCUGGAAAGUCAUGUCCUACAACAUGAAAGCCAAAUGAAUGGAUUUGUGAUUCCUUUUCCCUCACCAAGGAGUAAUCUCCACAUGCUUAGAGACAUACUUUAUGUUGGCAUGAGGCCUAGUAGUUUUCCAUCAAGUCUGAAAGUUUUGAAAGUAAAGAGGAGUUAUGUCUUUGCCAGUCUGGGAACGGACAGUGAAGGCCGUUGUUAUGGUAACCAUCAAGAUAUAGACUGGGAAAGUGCUAACAGAGUCUGUGAGUUGUUGUUCUUCUGAAUUAUGCCUCUGAGGUGAGAGGCUGUCUUUUGUGUUUAUCUAUGGAGAGAGAUGUACCAGAAGGGGGGUGACUGAAGAAUCUCUACAUGUAUUUACUCUUAAGCCUCUGGCCUUAAUGUCUUUCAAUAAAGACUC